This is a messenger RNA of Hyposmocoma kahamanoa, 5472 nucleotides long. RefSeq names its product serine/threonine-protein kinase PRP4 homolog (gene Prp4k). Gene Ontology annotation, biological process: peptidyl-threonine phosphorylation; mRNA cis splicing, via spliceosome; peptidyl-serine phosphorylation. Lineage: Eukaryota; Metazoa; Arthropoda; Insecta; Lepidoptera; Cosmopterigidae. The record is from RefSeq and is a predicted model, not a curated record. Gene Ontology annotation, molecular function: protein serine/threonine kinase activity; ATP binding. The transcript is spliced from 11 exons. The coding region runs from base 1 to 3306 and encodes 1101 amino acids.
AUGGUCACCUCUAAAUCAGAAGAACGACCCAGAUCCGAGACACUUAACGAUCCAAGAGCCAAAUUGACUCACCACCAUUCGGAUGAGCAUCCCGAAAUCGACGUGGGUGAGAUUAGGAUAGCACUCGGACAGCUUAAGAACAACAAAGCCCCGGGAGAGGACGGAGUAACAAUAGAGCUCAUUCAGGCUGGCGGAACUACCUUAUUAAAGGAAAUAGCCAAGUUUUUCAACUCCGUUCUCGACACGGGCGCUAUACCGGAGACAUGGAGCGAGAGUGUGGUGGUCCUGUUUUUCAAAAAGGGGGACAAGACCCUUCUGAAAAACUAUGGACCCAUCUCGCAUGUACAUGACUCAGGAGAGUCAUCAUAUGUGGAUUACGAAAAAGCCUUCGACAACAUAGAAAUCUGGGCUGUUCUGGACUUCUUGCUGACAUGUCAGAUUGACUGCCGUUACAUCGAGCUGUUGAGAAGUCCUUACGCUGUAGCUACGAUGACCGUCCAAGUCAAACGACAGAGCACAAGACCAGUUCAACUGCGUCGUAGAGUGAGACAGGGAGACGUCAUCUCUCCAAAACUGUUCACUAGCGCGGCGAAACAGGACUCAGAUAUGUCGACCAACGGAAAGUACAACGAAGACAGUAAAAAGAAAAAAAAGAGUAAGAAACACAAGAAACGGCCUGAGGACGAUGAUAAAGGCUACAAGAAAAAGAAGAAAACUAAGAAAGAAAAACAGAGAAGUCCGUCAGAAAGCGAGACUUCCCUAUCUGACAUUGAAGAACUUUUAAAGAAAUCUCGACAAUGCAAGCCCAAGCGCAAAGAGUCGUCGAUAGAUUCCCCACUUAUUGAUUCUGUGGAAUUACCGCGGCAAAAGACUAAUAACGGUGAUGUGAAAUCACGAAGCAGCAGCCGGAAUAAUGCAAGGAAUGUGGACGAAUUGGAAAUAAUAUCGUCUAAUUCCGGAACGGAAAACUAUCAGGAAGACUGCGCGAGUCCAGAACUCACGAUUGAAGAUGACCUCAACCUGGAAGAGUUAAUGAAACAGAAAGAAUUACUUCAGGCACGCCUUGUUGCUUACUAUUCCGAUAAAAGUGAUGAGGACGUCAAUGCCAAAAACUCAAAGGGGGAAGUGAUCUACCUGAACGAUGAUGAUAACAAAUCUACCUCGCGGAAGAAGUCACGAAGGGAUAGAGACGAUCACAAGCGCAGCAGCGCACAUAAGUCGAGUAAAGACAGAUCGUCCGAACGGGACAGACACAAGUCGAAAAGGAACGAAGAAGAUUUGAGAGUUAUAAUAAAUAGAGAAAAUAAGAAAGAAAUGGAGAGAAGACUAGAAGAAAGAGAGUACAGAGAACGGAAAGAAAGAGAACGGCGCGAGCGUGAAAGAGAACGGGAACGUGAGCGGGAGCGCGAAAAAGAGAGGGAGCGUAAGCGAGAGCGCGAACGAGAAAGGGAGAGAGAGAAGGAACGAGACCGAGAUAGAGAGCGUGAACGGGAACGGGAACGGGAUCGUAGGUCAUCAGAAUUGAAGCAUAGAGAUAGGGAAGCGGCAAGGCGGCGGUCGCGGGACCGCUCGCCGGAGACGCGCCGUAGCCGUAGCCGCAGACACUCGAGUCGCGACAGGCGCCCGCGCGAUACUCACAGGGAUCGGUCGCGAGAGAAGAAUUGUAAAGGAGAUAACAGAGAUAGGCAAAAGAACACGAUCAAUGAGGUGCUCCAGGUGGCUAGUUCGAGCGACUCCGAACUAGACAUCUCGAUAAAUACCGACGAGGAGGAAGAGGAAACAGAAGAGCAGAUAAUUGAGCGCAGACGGCAACAGCGGGAACAACUGUUAAAGCGACUUGGCGGCGAUAACCCUACAAACCCUUCAACAGCAGACCGGGCUAUACACGCACAUGAAAGUAGCACAUCACUGGACAAACAAGAAUCACAGACAGAAGAGGAUAAAACACCUGCAUUUGCACCGACAAGAACUGUAGGCGUUGGGCUGGGGACCGGCCCACCACCACCAUGGGAACCAGGACUAGGUUGUCUGUUAGACGAGAAGAGCCCGAAGAAAUUAAAAGACGUGAGCGAAGAAAAAGCCCAGAAAAUAAUAAAGAACAUAGAAAACGAACAAGCUCAAGGGCUGAGACAGGGAUUGCGAUUGGAAAAGAUGUGGGACAAGCCUGAUAAGAAAGCGGGGUGGGAUAUGUUUUCUGACCAAGAUCAAGAGUUAAAAGCGCAUAAGUUCGGGCGACCGAACAAAAAUCAACACAACGAAAACCCUUCGCUUACAGACAAUUGGGAUGACGCCGAGGGUUAUUACAGAGUACGAAUCGGCGAGAUGCUGGAUAAUCGAUACUCAGUUUACGGGUACACGGGCCAGGGCGUAUUCUCCAACGUGGUGCGAGCAAGGGACCAGGCGCGAGGCGGCAAAGACGUAGCCGUCAAAAUUAUAAGGAACAUUGAACUCAUGCAUAAAACAGGUCUUCGCGAGCUCAAAAUCCUGAAAAAAAUAAACGACCAAGAUCCUGACGACAAGUUCCACUGCGUAAGAUUGUUCCGUCACUUCUUCCACAAACGCCACCUCUGCAUGGUGUUCGAGCCUCUAGCAAUGAAUUUGCGGGAAAUCCUCAAGAAAUAUGGCAGGAACACAGGCAUACAUAUAAAAGCUGUGAGAAGCUACACGCAACAGAUGCUCUUGGCACUGAAGCUUUUAAGAAAAACUGGAAUUGUGCAUGCUGAUAUCAAACCAGACAAUAUACUAGUAAACGACAGCAAAUUGCUGCUAAAACUGUGCGACUUCGGCGCGGCGAGUCCCGUAACAGAAAAUGAGGCCACUCCGUACCUCGUGUCACGGUUCUAUCGAGCUCCAGAGAUCAUUCUCGGUUGCCCAUACGAGUAUGGAGUCGAUAUGUGGGCCACAGCGUGCAGCAUGUUUGAAUUGUCAACAGGGCGAAUAAUGUUCAGUGGGAAAUCAAACAACGAAAUGUUAAAAUAUUUUAUGGAGUUAAAGGGAAAGAUUUCAAACAAAAUGAUCAAGAAAGGCGCAUUCAGAGCUCACCAUUUUAAUAACAAUUGCAACUUUUUAUAUCACGAAACAGAUAUUAUUACACAAAGGGACAAAGUAUUAGUAAUGUCAAUAAUAAGACCGACCAGGGAUCUAAUGAGGGAAUUGGCGCCGCCAACUCAAGCUGUUCUACCGAACGAUGCCAAGAAAUUACAACAAUUUAAGGACUUGCUGGAGCGAAUGUUGAUGCUGGACCCCGCCAAGAGAGCUUCUGUAAACCACUGCCUGGCACACCCUUUCAUCCAAGAUAAUUCUUAAGCCUCCACUAGCGAUUAUAAUGCGACGUGCCCCAGGCUGCAACUUAAUAGUCGAACCAAUCCUGUGGUAACGAUUGCGUUGUGCACAUUUCUAAUUUGGAUGGUCGGAAAACCUGAUAUUAUUUUUCCUCUAUAAUCUCUUGAACGUUCAGUGUAGUGUUUUUUUAUUUACUAGGAACAUUUAAACAACUGUAUGCACAAGUCAGGCAGUGUAGAGAGGCUUUUAAUAGUACCCAAGAGCCCUUAUAACGGGAUGAGUAUUUCACUUCUUGGCAUCGACAAUGGGUGAAAAGUAACCACGCAUUUGUCAGCACCGGCUGCGCCAUUGCAGUAGUCUUCUAUAUGGAUGAGAAGUACUGACUGAUUCGAUCAGUAUAGGUGCGUACAGCGCUGACACAUGCGCGUUCAGCUUUAGAGAAAAGGGUACCGCACUAUUUUGAAACCUGUCAAACUAGUGUGUUUAUAAAAUUCGUGCGUAACAUAAUGUAACACUUAUAUACAAUAAUAUCUAUGAUAGGGUGUUCAUAUUUUCUGGUCGGCAGGAAAAGAUAUCAUUGAACAUUUGAGUAAUUGAUAAUUUUAGUAAUUGUAUGUGGUAAAUAAAUAUCAAUCUCAUUAUUGUAGUGUAGGUCGUUGCCACAGGCCAACAUAUUAUCCAUCCAAUCGAGUUCAACAAAACCUGUAUAGUCUCUUAGUUAUUUUUUAUUGGACUUUAGUGUUCAAAAUACCAUCGGCCCGGAAAUGUGCAUAACACGCAUGCACAAGGUCACUGCAGCGUGGUACUGUCCUCAUUCAAUAUUGUCUUAGUUUAUAAUUUCUUUGGUUCAAAAAUCCUAAUUAGACGUGUAAAACUUAUCAAGCAGUCAAAUGUAAAUAAAUUAGGUUCUAAAACACGAUAGGCCAAUCUCUCUAUAUCAGUAGUAUGAGCAUUUCUCAAAAUAUUUGUCAACAAUUUUACUGAUAAUGUCCCAUAUUUUUGUAUUUAAUCAGUUCUUUUGCUACAAUUAUUGUCUCAUUCACUGACUCUCCCAUUUUUUGGAUCUAUGUCAGUACUGCUAUCGGAUUCUUCCAUAGUGGACUAAGUACAUGCAGUUGUUAAGGAUUUUGUUUACGACUAAAUGUAAAUGUAGUAGUGUAAUAUUUUUUUAAUUCAGAUGACAUAAUACAAAAAACAAAAUCUUACACCUUGUUCUCCUCGUUAAGUUUUCAGCAUAAAGCCUCUCGGAUUUCUUACAUCUCAUCUACCAUGCCUAUAUUGGCCCUAAAACACUAGUACCAUACCUCUAGAUUGUAGCUAACAAAAUGGCGGUGUAAUAUUACAUAAAAGCGAAAUCAAUGGUUUAACUUCUUAUUAUAUGAAAAAUAAGUUUUUAUGCUUUAAUAAUAUUAUAAACAAUUUAAAAAAAAGUUGCAAUGUGAGAGUAUUACGUAAAUUUGAUGAUGAAGAUUUCAUGAACUUUAAUUUGUAUCACCGCAUUUGCACACUUCGGAUAUUGCUUGUGCACUAAGUCCUAUCUGAACCCGAGAAAAUAUGAUUAUCGCUUGUACGCCUAUAGAUAAAAUGACACUUUGGACACCUGUGACAUUUCGGAUUGUCAUUUCUCGGAUUCGGAACUAGAGGUCUACUCUCUUUCUUGAAAAAGAAAUUUCGUUCACGAAUGAUAUUUAGACGAAGUUUCGUUAGUAACUUUACUCUUCUUUUUUGUUCAGGCCCAAGAAUUCUAAUGUCAUUUACAAUUUUGUGAACGACUGGAAUGAAUAAUAUUGUGUAGGUCUCUUUGAUGUCAACCUAUGAUAAAUUACGGUUUUUACUUUAACUUAAAAUUAAUACAGUUGUUUUGCUUUAUUUUUUAAAUUUUAUAUUUAAUAUGUGGUGCAUUAAGCAUUUAUUGUAAUAUCCAUGCAGAAAAUAUAAAAAAACAAUUAAAAAUAUAUUUUUGACGUAAUUAGCCGAGACGCUAUAAAAUACUCAAUGUUAUCUGAUUUACCUGAAGAGUACCAUUUCAUGCAGAUUAUAGGUGGCAACAGUAUGACAACCAAAAAUGUCUGUAUAUUAGAAGCUAUAUUCUAAUUGUAUUCUUUGUAAAGUUAUCGUACAUAAUAUUUACAAAUAAAUAUGAAAAUGAAGGCAUUUGAAGCUCUUGGCGAGAUUUCUCGUAAUCAUUAG